UAACUGAACAUGUUCUGAAAAUUAUUCUAAAUUAUUGAGGCGUUUUAUUCAGUACUCCGAUAUAUCUAUAUAAACCACCGUCAGUAAAAUCAUAUAAUAACGUUUGAGUAGUUCAUAAAGUUGUGGUUUAAUUUUUACUUCGCAAUGUCUUGUCAAUUGAAUUACUUUAAUGGAAAGGGAAGAGGCGAGAUUAUACGAAUGGUGUUUGCUGCCGCUGGUAAGAGUAAAGAGUUUGAAGACAGAAGAAUAGAGUUUAAAGACUGGCCACAGGAAAAGACAAAGGCACCACUGGGGCAAUUACCAUAUAUAAAACUGAAUGACAAGGAGCAGACGACAGUUGGUCAAAGCAUUCCAAUAGCGAGAUAUUUCGCUAGAGAAUACAAAUUGUAUGGUUCCACCAACAAAGAAGGUCUUUUGAUAGACGAAAUAGUGGAAACCGCUUUCGAGCUGUUGAAUAAAGGGGCAGAGGCAAAAUUUGAAAAAGAUGAGACUAAAAUGAAGACAUUCACGGAAAAAACAGCUCCAGAAAAACUAAAACUGCUAGAACAAGAAGUAACAUUAAGAGGACAAGACGGCUUUGCUGUAGGCAAAUCACUGACGUUGGCAGACCUUCAAAUAUACGUAACUAUAGACGUUGCUGGACUUGACAAGAUGUUGUCAGAAUACCCAAAACUUAAAGCAAAUGUGGCCAAGACUGCAGAAAAUAAGGGUGUCAAAGAGUAUCUCAAAACCCGACCGGAAACAAGUUUUUGAGGCAGCACAGGCAGAAAUACAUCAUUUAUAUUUAUAUCAUAAUUUGAAAUCUUUUGUGUUCCUUUUACGUAAAUGGAUUGUUUCACAUUUUGAUUACAUUUUUGAUAUUAAAAGCUUGUGUUCCAGUACGUAAGUGUCAACUGAAAUAAAUAAUACACUUUAUACAAAGAGUAAAAAACAACAAGACUUCCUAUUUCUAAAGCCAGAGACUUAGACGCUUGGAACCAUUCAUAGUGCCAUAGUGCAGAGAACAUCACCUUGAUGGAUUUGUCUUACUUAAACAUUCUCUCAAAAUAACUUUAUUUUGAAAUUGCUGUUAUUGUUGAUGAUUUUAUUUUAGUGUCAUUUUCAUUUUCAACAUCAGCAUUAAUUUUAUUGUAAUGUAAAGUAAUGGUGUUGUUUAUAACUCCAUGAAUAUGAAUGUAAAUUAAAGUCUUUAUUUUAUAA
This is a messenger RNA of Mercenaria mercenaria, 1200 nucleotides long. RefSeq names its product S-crystallin SL11-like. Lineage: Eukaryota; Metazoa; Mollusca; Bivalvia; Venerida; Veneridae. Gene Ontology annotation, molecular function: glutathione transferase activity. The record is from RefSeq and is a predicted model, not a curated record. Bases 145 to 753 code for a protein of 202 amino acids. The transcript is spliced from 5 exons. Gene Ontology annotation, biological process: glutathione metabolic process.